Molecule: messenger RNA, 828 nt
Organism: Danaus chrysippus (African queen)
Lineage: Eukaryota; Metazoa; Arthropoda; Insecta; Lepidoptera; Nymphalidae
Source: the annotation of a GenBank genome assembly
AUGCCUAACCAAGUGUUAAUUAUAGAGCCGCAAAAUGAACUGAAGUUUAAAAUUGAUUAUUCAGGCUUCUUUGACAUGGGAUGCACUACUUAUAUGAAACUGACGAAUCCAACGGAUCAUACCGUGUUGUUUAAAAUUAAGACAACAGCACCAAAGAAGUAUUGUGUGAGACCCAAUUCUGGAUUCUUGGAUCCAAAAUCUAAAGUUGACAUAGCUAUUACCCCUCAACCUGUAAAUGUUGAGUCCAAUGAGAAAAAUAAACACAAGUUUAUGGUGCAAAGUGUUAUUGCUCCAGAGGGGAAAAUUAACAUAGAUCAAGUGUGGAAGGAAAUAAAUCCUAAACAACUCAUGGAUUAUAAAUUAAAGUGUGUCUUUGAAACGCCACAAGUAAAAAGCGCUAAUGAUUCCGGUGACAACGCAGCGGCGAACGAAGUCACCAAGAAGAGGGUGGCCGUGGCUGACGAGUCAAAACCAGCUGUCAAGGACUCCGAUGGUGUCCAGAGCGAGUCGAACAGACGGGAUCCGGAUACAGCGGUGAACCAAUCGACGGAUGUUUUCCAAAAAUCUGAAAAUCUCGAAAGCGAUUUGCAAAAGGCGACGAAUGAGGUCAUUCAUUUGAGGGAGGAGGAAAGUAUUUUAAGACACGAAAAUCUCCGAUUAAAAGAGGAAUUGUUGCGUUUGCACCAGGGCGGCGGUGGUGAAGGCCGUCCGGCUCGCGGGCAUUCGUACGGCCCGGAGAAGACGGAACACGCGGCGCUAAUGGCAUGGGUUGCAACCGCCAUAGCCAUGGCAUUACUUGGCAUCAUCAUCGGCAAGUUCAUCAUGUGA